Messenger RNA from Pocillopora damicornis (cauliflower coral), 1881 nucleotides. Its product is annotated as stimulated by retinoic acid gene 6 protein-like. Gene Ontology annotation, biological process: vitamin A import into cell. Gene Ontology annotation, cellular component: plasma membrane. The record is from RefSeq and is a predicted model, not a curated record. Gene Ontology annotation, molecular function: signaling receptor activity; retinol transmembrane transporter activity. Lineage: Eukaryota; Metazoa; Cnidaria; Anthozoa; Scleractinia; Pocilloporidae.
CGUUACAGUUCAUGUGUACAGACUGAGAGGAAAUUUGAUCAUGGAUGUCUCGCUCCCGCGAUUGUCAUUAUUUUGAUACUGUCAUGUCUCAAACGUCGUAGCAGGUGGAAACUUGAAUAUUGCAAAGGAUACCCUGGGUUGUUAAUACCAAUCAACUUCUUGGGAGGAAUAGACAAAAUCAACAGGUAUACUAUUGCUAUUACCUUUGGAGCAACAGCCAGUACCUUCUUCUCUAACUCAACAUUGGAAUUCGCAGACCCACCAUGGUUAUCAGUUUUUUCUGCUCUUUUUUCUGUUCUUGAGUAUGGAAUCCUGUUCUACCCAUUUUUUGCCUGUUUGACAACUGAGAACAGACUGGCUGGCUCUUUGCUGGGUUUUCUUUAUGCUACCAUGCGAUUCAUCGUUGGACUUGUGAUUGAAUUUCAGUGCACGGAAUCAUAUGUAGAAGAUAUAAAAACCAAGCAAUAUAUUGAAUUCCUUGGCAAAGUUCCCACUUACCUCUGUCUGCUGUUCAUUGCUCUGAGGUUUGCUGUGCUACUUGUUUUGCAAAUAAAGCAGUGCCGAGUGCUGUCAUCUUGGUACUAUUCAGAAAUUUUGGGGGCUGAUGAACAUCACACCUGUUUGAUCGAAGCAUCAGGGCGUAUUCACGUCAAGCAGUUGCUGACUUUAGGAUCGAAUACUUCCAGAACCAUGGCUAACGAGAAAUGGUACAAGAGGCUGAUCUGUAAAAUCUACAGACCGAGAGAAGAUUUUAAAUUCUCAACGCAGUUAAUUUCCACCUUAGUGGUUGCAGGAAUAAUUGUGUUUCAGGUUAUGUUGAAUUAUAUCUCGUUGUUUGAUUACUACGAAAAAGAAUUUGUCUCGUCUUGUGUUCACAACCCCAUUUGUCGGGGAUUUGUUCCUCUCUUAUUUCAUGCUUUGGAGGGAGGAGUUAUUACAGCAGCUACCGUUUCUAUUUUGUUGAUGCUGCAUUUUAUGAAAUGCCACAGAGACAAUGUGUUACAGAUGUAUCGAGGCCAGAGAACUUUUUUUCAAGACGUGACUGUCUCUCCUGCGAAUUUAGUGGGACAAAGUUUGUUAUUUUCUGGAUAUCAGAUUGCGUUUGUUCUAACAGGAUACACUGUAUUGAGUUUUUUCCUGGCCAUCAUAGUUGUCAGCCUCACUGCCAUUUUCAAGUACAUCGAUUUUUUAGUUUCACCGGAAAUGUUAGAGGUGUACAAAAAUAUUGGACAGGUCUUUGCGCCACCAAUUUUCUUGGCGAUUUGCUUGUGGCUGUACCAGUUAUUCCUCACCUACUACGUAUUUCGGGACAGAGACUUUCCGAAUAUCACAAUCACUGUUGAUAACAGACGGUUUUACUCCAUUAUGUCCUACUUCUUCUUCUUCUACAAUAUACUCCUUGGACUGUUCUCCUGCAUCAUGCGAAUUAUAAAAGGCAUGAUUUUAGGAGUGAUCUUCAUCUCUCGAAUCGACCGAACGUCGCUUAUGCAGGGAUUCCAGACUUGGGACAAAGCCUUCGUGGCAUAUCUGGGAUUCAUCCACAUACUGGUGGCUCACAACCACCCUGUUAUGCUGAUGUUUUGCCAGCUGCUCAUCAACAGCAACAAGGAUCGUCAAUAUGGCACUGUGGAGAGGGAGGAGUUACCAGGCCUAUGUGUACAAAAUUCGCAUUCAGAGGAUCAGAGUUCUGCUGGUCAUCCUGAGGCCCGUGUAUUCCGGCCACCACACAUGUCUCACCAGGCGAUCAACCGCUGGUUCCUUGCUUUCACGCUUCUUCGAAAUCCCUCUCUCGUCAAGUAUCGCCGGCGGUGUGCCAGAGAAGCCAAAAAAUGUAGCGUCUCUAUUGAAGAUGCAAACUAUGGAUCCGUCACACCGAUUUGA